Molecule: messenger RNA, 1515 nt
Organism: Oreochromis niloticus (Nile tilapia)
Lineage: Eukaryota; Metazoa; Chordata; Actinopteri; Cichliformes; Cichlidae
Product: serum amyloid P-component
Exons: 4
Coding region: 751-1398 (215 amino acids)
Source: RefSeq, a predicted model, not a curated record
UUCUAGUUUUGUAUUUCUAGCACUCAAGUUCUUCUCUGUUUUGUAAAUUCUGGUUCUUAGGUUUUGUUUGUGUCCUCGUGUUCAGUGUAGGUUUAGCUCAGUGUCAAGUCUGUGCCUGUCGUGUGCUUCCUGUUUUACUUUGAAGGUCCUAUCUCAUGUCAGUGUUUCUAGUUUCGCUUCCCUUGGUCUCAUCAGGUUUGAUUGCUCCCAGCUGUGCUCUCCUCCUGUGUCUCAUUCCCUCGUUUUCCCUCAGUGCAUUUAAGCACUGUGUUUCUCUCUGUCAGUGUUGUGUCCUCUGCAUUAGUUGUGUGUUCCUCACUUGUCAUGUUUUGUCAGGUUAUGUCAUGCCACGUCAUAAACUCCCAGUUUAGAUCAUCCUUCCUAGUUUGAGUUUUGGUUUUAUUUCUAGUGCUCAAGUAUUGUGUUUCUAAGUUCCUUUUCUGCCAGUGAAUAAAAACUGCCACCUUUAGGUUUAAUACUCUGUCUCAGUCCUGUGUUUGGGUCCAACCACUGCCUGCCACACAGCUUACAAUGACAAGAGACAGAAUAUGUUUAAACACCACACCAUACGUUCACUUGUCACUUGGCUAAACCAAUUUUCCUUCCUUUCAAAUUAUAUACCUAUUAUUGUAAUUGUUUUUUUAAUACAUUUGAUACAUAGUGUUAGAGGCAGGGAUUAGUUCCAAAUAUAUCAGAAAUAAUCAAAGACUGGCAAAUAUCAAUAUGCAGUGAUCUGAGUUUCCAGCUAGAAUGUUUCAGGGCACACAGAUAUGGGCAGAUUUGUCAAAUAAAAUAUUCACCUUCCCACAAGAAACCAACACAGCUCAUGUGAGGGUGACUACAUCAAGACAAGAUCUGAGAGCUGUAACCAUGUGUUUCAGGUCCUUUACUGACCUCAAUAGAGACUAUUCCUUGUUCUCUCUGGCUACACCCUCUGCUAUCAAUAACUUCCUGAUAUUCAAGAAAGCUGCAAAUGGCUUAUUUGAACUGUGGGCCAGGAACAAAGCGAAUAAAGUUGAAGGGAUUGCCUACAAGUUGAACACAUGGCAUUCUAUUUGUUCUACGUGGGACGCUACCUCUGGACUCAUGCAGCUGUGGGUCGAUGGAGUCCCCUCAAGUAGAAAAUUUACCAGCUCUGGAUCCAACAUCAAUGGACCCAUUAUCAUUGUCUUAGGACAGGAACAGGAUACCUAUGGUGGGGGAUUCGACAUCAAGCAGUCCUUUGUUGGCAUGAUGUCCGAUGUCCACAUGUGGGACUACCCCCUUUCCCCCUGUGAGAUCCAGAACUACUCGAAUAAUCGGAGCUUCAUGCCAGGCAAUGUGCUGAACUGGAAUGCGUUUGAGUUUCAGAUUGUUGGAAGAGUGCUGAUAGAAAACAAACAAGAGUUGUGUCAAUAGGCAAGAAUUCUGAAUUCUUAUAAGAUUUUAAAAAUCAAUAUCUGAAGUUGGAUUUUAUGUUAAAGACAAAGGUUUAAAUUUUAAUUUUCUGAAAAAGUACAAAAACUGUCUGUACUG